UCUGUCCUCCUAGUAUUGUCAGCAAUGCUGCUCUUCUGUGGAGCUCAUGUUCAUACCGAGGCACUUGGCUGGAGUGUACCUUUAUCGGGAGUGACCAUUCCAGUUUGACAUCCACAGCAACAAAAUCAUGGACCAUGGAAAUAACUCUCCUGCUGGGUUCACUGAUGACACAGCAGCAUGCAUUGUAUCUGUAAAAGGCCUGAAAGACAACUGGCAGAAGUGGUCUGACAAUCACCAGGAACACCAGAAGCACAACCCCUUCAGUCACGACACGAGACCAAUGGCAGUGGUCCCCCAGAGGGGGCAAUACGAUUAUGGGAGGCCUCUGCAGGGCUCAUUGACGGCACAACGCGGGGAGGAUGCUCACACACACAUCAGCAGGGAGGUCCAGGAGCUGUGUGAGGUUAUUAGAAAGAUUGGAGAGCAGACAUAUGAAGACGGAGCUGGUAGAGGCAUCUCUGUAAAAUUUGGCAAGCUGUUUGAGCAUUACGUGACAAUCUCGAACAAACUAGUGGGGAUUCUUCUACGAGCCCGGAAGCAGAAGAUGGUUGACUUUGAGGGUGAAAUGCUGUGGCAAGGGAAGGAUGAUGAUGUUAUGAUUACUCUGUUGCAAUGACCAAAAAGUAAAGAUUUAUUGUAGAAGCCUAAUAUAACAUUUUUGAAGCUAAAAAAAAGAAAUUGCAUGGUGUUUGUUGCUUAUUACAUGAAGCCAAAUAUUGCUACAUAAAAGCCAAUCAUACUUUACCUCAUUGCAGUUAAAAGCCAAUUCCCAUUUAUGUUUAUUGACAAGAUGUGGAUGAGUGGAACUUCAAUAAUUCAAAUGAAGUCACACACGGUGCUAUAUGAUGAACUUGAUGUAACCUACUUAAAAUAUAACACACAAGGGGUUUGAUAAAUGAAAUAUUCAUAGUA
Molecule: messenger RNA, 912 nt
Organism: Doryrhamphus excisus (bluestripe pipefish)
Lineage: Eukaryota; Metazoa; Chordata; Actinopteri; Syngnathiformes; Syngnathidae
Product: actin-binding Rho-activating protein
Biological process (GO): positive regulation of transcription by RNA polymerase II; positive regulation of Rho protein signal transduction
Cellular component (GO): sarcomere
Molecular function (GO): actin binding
Source: RefSeq, a predicted model, not a curated record